GUUUCUAAAUCCAGCUCAAAGGCUUCUUUCCUGGGAAGAGCCGGAGAGGGUUCCCAUACAGCGAUUCAGCUCUACGUGGUCAACACAGGGGGCCCACCAGACACAGCUUCUCUUCCUCAGUGGAGAACGGGGCUCGUGUCUGAUAACACAACGUGGUGCGUUAUUGACCGUGGGUUUGAGCUGAUCCCAGUGUGGGAUGUCAUCCUGUACAAUCACAGGUGGGAUUUUAAGUCUGUGGGUCAGAUGAGCAGAGCCCUCAGGGCUGCGUACAAAGCACUAACAAAUCUGAGUGUUGGCAGCAUUUUUGGAGAGGAACUGGGCAGUGCAGUGCAAGAGGCCAGAGAAUUCAUCAGGACUCUGAAAGCCUGGAAGAUCCCAGCGGAUGAAAGGAAGCUUCUCAUGCUGAUGGAGCUAAAAGAUGAUCUGAAUGCAAAAACCAGGAACCCCAGUGUGUGGAUCAACGUGUGCCUGUCAGACAAAGCCCUGCAGGACUUCCUGGUGAACACCGUGCGGAGUUGCCAGGAGUCACCUCCAGAAAACACCACCUUUAUCAAGGUAAUAUUGAAAAGCCUUCUGACUCCACAUAUCUACUCUGUCAAGGACUUCCCUGAGGCUUCCUUCAUUAUGCAAUGGAUCUUCCAGACUGAACACCCACUUCCCAAAUCUCCCAAAGUCUCUGAGCUUGAAGACCUCAUCAAAACACUGCAGCAAAUGAAGGAGCACAUCCAUGCUGUCUCCUACGCACCAGGAAGCUCUGCUUCCGCCAUUCAUGAUGCAAAGCGAGAAGCGACCCAGACCAGCAGCCUCGCCAUUUAUUCAUUACUCCAGUGUCUCCAGGAAAAGGCUCAGAAGGACAUGGAACUGUUGGUGCUCUUGAUUGUGAGCAGCACAGGGUACCAGGUGGAAAGCAGCACUUUUCAGCACCUCCUUGGACACCCAGAAAUUGAGUACAUGGCCAAGGAAAUGGAAGCGGCGCACAAGGAGUACGUGAACCUGAAGGAGCAGGAUGCUGACAGAGCUGAGGCCUCUCUUCUGCUGAAGGGUCUGACGGUGACACCAGAAAGUCAAGGGCUGUCCCCUGAGCAGAAGAGGGAGCGUUUAAUUUUCAUGGAAGAUCACAUGAAAGGCUUGUGGUCCACACGGAUAAAGAAUCUGCUCCAAAAGCACAGUGGAGGUGAAGACUGGGAGAGGCUGGAACAGGACUUGCAUUCCUUGAUCAGUGGGUGCUUGGAUGGCAACGGGAAUGAAGAGAGGUUGCAGAACAUAAUCAGAGACCUGAAAGGCACUUUUUCAACAUCUGAACUCCCUAGCCAGUCUCAAUCCACCUCAGACAGCAGCCAAUCCAAAGCAGAUGAAGCCAUUCCAAAGCAGGAGUUCCUCCAGCUGCUCAAGCGCCUGGGACUGGAAAGUCACUAUCCAAGAAGAAUGGGGAUGGGAGAUUUCCACACCAUCUGCAGGACAUGUCUGCAGGACAGCCAGCCCAGCCAGGACACAGAACUGCCAGGUUACUUCCUGCAAAAGCUGUUAACUGUGGAUUACCAGGUGAGGUACCUGACUUGCUGGGAUGAGAGCAUCCCUGGCCUUGCAUCUGUGCCAGUAACUACAAAAGAAGAGGAUGAACUGUCAGAUUCCUUUGAUAACUUUCUUGAUGAUUUGGACGAAACAGCCCCUGAAUGUGUGAGCAGGGACAGCCAUGUGCACCCCAUGGACCUGCAGAUGGCCAUUUUCCACUGCGCUGAUGACUUCCUGAGACAAACCCUUGCAACCAAGCUGGCCUUCUGCCAACUGGCGCUGCCUCUGCUGGUGCCCAACCCGUGCACUUCACGCAUCGAG
Messenger RNA from Cyanistes caeruleus (blue tit), 1833 nucleotides. The record is from RefSeq and is a predicted model, not a curated record. NCBI's taxonomy places the organism in Eukaryota, Metazoa, Chordata, Aves, Passeriformes, Paridae.